AUGAGCACAUACCCUAUGUCGCACCCUGAUUCAUACCUUACGGAAGAUCAAGGAAGCUAUGCAGUUACCGGAAUGGCAGCAUGUAAUGCUGUUGCCACCUGUGCUGUAAUGGCCCGCGUAUAUGUCCGGGCAUAUACUCGAGGAUUAUCGAUCCAAGAUCUAGGUUGGGAUGACGCCCUUAUUAUACUGGCAAUGUUCGUUGGCUGGGCCCUUAUGGCUCUGUCGUAUAUGGUGACAAAAUAUGGUGCUGGAAGACAUCGUGAGGCCCUGAUAGAGAAUCCUACGAUUAUGGUGAACAUGUACAAGUGGCUGGUAACGGCCCAGCUGGUCUACAUGUUGAAUCUAUGGAUCUGCCGGAUGUCUGGUAUUGCCUUCUACGUACGAGUAAACCGCAUGCCUCGAUUUAAGCUAUACUUGCGCAUAUCGUACGGCUUUGUCACGGGUGCAUUUGUGACUCAAAUCUUAAUCAUCGCUCUCCAAUGUAUGCCACUCGCGGCACUCUGGGGAGAGGCUGAGGGCCAAUGUAUGGGUUCUGAUAUCAGAUAUAUUUCCACGUCUGUUCCCACCUUCCUUUGUGAUUUGCUUGUCAUUUUGCUGCCUGUGAACAUCAUCCUGAAGAUCAAGGACAAGAUGACGAGGAGCAUUGCCUUAGGGUUUGUGUUGUAUUUUGGCACUUUUGUUAUUGUGACCUCGGUCUGCCGAAUUAUCGCCAUAGCCACUGCCCUGAAAGACCCCGAAGAUAUCACUUGGUACUUCUCUGCAGUCAUGGCGUGGUCAUGUGCUGAGAUAGCGACGGGGAUUGUCGUACUUUCUCUCCCGGUUCUCAAGGGCUUAUUCUCGAGGCUUCGCGAUAAGUACUCCUCCAGGAUGGAUCAAAGCAGCUCGAACGACGGGAUCCGUCCGAAAUCCAACAGCUGCUCGGGGCAGAGGCGUGUUUUCGAAGGCCCCAACACAAUUCCAAACAAAACACAAGUUGAUACUGCAUGCAAUACUAGUGAGGAACAGUUGUGGUUGGACAAAACAGACGAUAUCCGAGUGGUUGAUACCGUGCAAGUGGAUAUCUCGCAGAGGAAAGGCCUUCGCUAG
Molecule: messenger RNA, 1086 nt
Organism: Aspergillus ochraceoroseus IBT 24754
Lineage: Eukaryota; Fungi; Ascomycota; Eurotiomycetes; Eurotiales; Aspergillaceae
Exons: 4
Coding region: 1-1086 (361 amino acids)
Source: RefSeq, a predicted model, not a curated record